This is a messenger RNA of Penicillium cataractarum, 201 nucleotides long. RefSeq lists its product as uncharacterized. The record is from RefSeq and is a predicted model, not a curated record. NCBI's taxonomy places the organism in Eukaryota, Fungi, Ascomycota, Eurotiomycetes, Eurotiales, Aspergillaceae. The transcript has 2 exons. The coding region runs from base 1 to 201 and encodes 66 amino acids.
AUGAUCGAGCUCCCUAAUCUUGAUCUUCAACUUGUCUUCCAGAAUUGUGCAAAGGGUCAAAACAUCAACUCCGUCGAAACAUUGGAGCGUAAGGACGUCCGAGACGAGGGUGGACGCUUGAUCCACGCCAGCAACGUUAAGAUGACCAAGAUCCUUGCUCGCGGCUUGAAGGCGAGCAAUGCUGAAAGCAAAUAUCCAUAG